Molecule: messenger RNA, 484 nt
Organism: Lodderomyces oxycetoniae
Lineage: Eukaryota; Fungi; Ascomycota; Pichiomycetes; Serinales; Debaryomycetaceae
Exons: 1
Biological process (GO): SRP-dependent cotranslational protein targeting to membrane, translocation
Cellular component (GO): nucleus; cytoplasm; cytosol
Molecular function (GO): ATP binding; ATP-dependent protein folding chaperone
Source: RefSeq, a predicted model, not a curated record
AUGUCGAAAGCUGUUGGUAUUGAUUUAGGUACAACCUAUUCUUGUGUGGCACAUUUUGCCAACGAUAGGGUGGAGAUCAUUGCCAAUGAUCAAGGUAAUAGAACCACCCCAUCAUUUGUCGCUUUUACCGAUACAGAAAGAUUGAUUGGUGAUGCAGCUAAGAACCAAGCUGCUAUGAAUCCAGCAAAUACCGUGUUUGACGCAAAGAGGUUAAUUGGUAGAAAAUUCAAUGACACAGAGGUACAGAAUGAUAUCAAACAUUUCCCAUUCAAGAUUAUCGACAAGGGGGGCAAGCCAAACAUCCAAGUUGAAUAUAAAGGCGAAACCAAGGUGUUUACACCCGAGGAAAUCUCGUCAAUGGUUUUGACCAAAAUGAAGGAAAUUGCUGAAGGUUAUUUGGGCACUAAGGUCAAUGAUGCUGUUGUUACUGUUCCAGCAUAUUUCAAUGACUCUCAAAGACAAGCUACUAAAGAUGCUGGUUUGA